Molecule: messenger RNA, 2553 nt
Organism: Ornithodoros turicata
Lineage: Eukaryota; Metazoa; Arthropoda; Arachnida; Ixodida; Argasidae
Exons: 5
Coding region: 368-1492 (374 amino acids)
Source: RefSeq, a predicted model, not a curated record
ACCCUCGCAGAGGAUGAAAGACGCCUAGCCUAGCAGUGGGAAAACGUCGCGUACCGUUGGUUUUUCGCGGUACGGCAAAGUGCGUGCCGUUAUUUUGUCUUCGUGCCAAGGUUGUGCCGCGUAAAGGAUUAACCUGAAAAACUGGAUUACACCUGCAUGUGACGUCCUUUUGAAUGGUGAAGUUUUGAGCGGAGACUUUGAUCGCUUUCUGACCAUGCGACCGUUUCCCGGGGGACGAUCGGUCUCUCCUUGUUGACAAAACGACCGUCAACAUCCGAAAUGUAGGAAGGAAGGAUGUCUCCACAUCUGAUAACAUGAGACAGGAUGAAGAAGCCCAGCGAUGUAGGAGACCUAGCUGACAGCUGGAAUGGGCAUUUUAAAAGCAGUCCUGGUAGUGUGCACUACACUGCUGCAUACAAGCCACACCAUCAUGGGUGUACCCCGGGGGCACAUCCCUCCCCCCGGAGCGGUCGUUCAAGGGGACGUCAUCCGCAUCGUGGAACGUACUCCCACCGUGUACCUCGUCAGGCAGAUCUAUGAGCAUCCCAACAGGCCACCCGUUCCCCAGCAUUUCUUUCCCAACCCACUGCCGAUUUCGGAACCCUAUGGGACGACAGGUUGGGUGCCGGUUGCGCCACCUUUGGGCCAGGAACAGCCGAGUGCAGUGCCGGUACAGAGACCAGUACAGCUUCCGCAGUACCGCCCGUCGACACUAAUGUAUCCCUUGGAGAAGCCACAGAACUGGCUAAACGGUCGAGAACGUGCUCCUCCACCUUCUAUCCCGGAGCCACGUCCACAGGAGUUUAUGAGAGAGGCGUUCAAUUUACGUAGUGCUGUGUCGAAUAUCUCUGCAGUACAGGCAACGUCUGCUCCGGUAAUCGAAUCCACGACAACUGAGCUUGCAAAAGGACAGGUUGACGUCACGCAUCUUGCUACGAGUACGGAGCCGACUGUUACUGUGGACAGUGCUACACAGCUCCCAGCGUCGGCAUACCCAACAAACAAUGCCAGUGAAAGUGAUUCCAGUCUGCUCAGCAUUACAGAACAGACCCGCGAAGAUGCACUGUUAGAGACUGCGGAGGGCGAUGCCACCGCGACGCAGGCUGUUGUGCCGACCGAGGUACGGACAGUGGCCACUCCAGGAGGGGAGAAGGGCAGGCGUAACUAUGCACUUGCGAGUGGCGCAGUGGCGGGAAUCGUCGUCGGGGCCAUCUCCAUUGUAGCUCUCCUGACGGGUCUGGCAACCUACAUUAUCUUGCGAAGGCCGUUCGUUAAGCUUCUCAAUGGCAACGACAAGUCUUCUGCGGAGAAUGUUGCCUACAUCGACGACUCUUUCAGAGGUGGUUACAUGAACACUCAUGUUGAACUGCCCAAGGAGAGCUCGGAAGAGAUGACCUCUCUCGACAACGACUCCUUCCUUAACAGCCUCGAAGCAGUUACCAUCCAGAACUACUGGGCUGACAGCACAGCUACCAGGAAUACAAAUGUGUAGCUUAAAGGAAAACCCCAUCUACUAGCAAUAUGUACCUCACUUAUUUGCUACGCUUUUUCCAUGAAUUCAUGGUACACAUUGUGUAAUUCUCAAGAGUGGGAGGAAAGAAGGAUUAUCUCUCCUCAUGAAAAAAGUCAAGGAGGAAAAAGUUGUACAUAGGAAGAACCAGGUGCUGCCGAUAGUACAUCUGUAUAAAUUAUGAAAGUGUCCUCCUUUUUUUAGUAGUGGCAGGGAUGUUCAAAUGGUGCCGAGCAUGUGCAAAUCUGCCUUUGGUCACCGUCACGCGAUUAACUAAAUGGAUCUGCACGUUGCAAACAUCUGUGAAUAAACAGUGCAUAUGCACAUACAGUAAUGUGAGAAUUCGGUAACCGUGUAAAUACCAUAAAUAUUGUAGUAUUUUCCAUCAGGCAGAAAAACCUAAGAGAAAAAGUCAUCAUUGAUGCCCCAUGUAGGGGCACAGUUUGUCUCGUUGCAUUUUUUAGUGCUUUACACACGUGAGUACACAUUGAUUUGUCUUACCGCUAUGUUUCCUUUUUGUAGCAUUGCACUACUGUGAACUGACUGCAAGUGUUCAGGUUUGUUUGUAUAAUUAAUGUACAGGAAGCUAUGAAACGCAAUGUUAACAAACUUAUGUUUGAUACAUGUCGCGCCCUCUUUCUAUUUGUUCCAGAGAAUUUUUAUUGUUAUUGUUAGGAAGCUGAACUGCCGUUAAGUAUUGUUAGCAUGACUUGCCAUGCAGUGAUGAACUUGUCUUCUUGAAACUUGUUUGACAGACAUGGUUUUAUGUGGGAAUGGUUUUUUAACGCGUACGAUAUUGCAUUCUGCGAACCAGGGUGUGGAUGCUGUGCAUUGCAGGGAGCAGACCACUAAACGUGCUGCAGUGAGAGAGUGUUUGCACGAGCUAGUCUUAUCCAUAUGCACGUCACAUAUGAUCCGUAUAAUUUAUUUUCGUGCCCUUUUAGCGGCACAUUUCAGGUAUCGAAGCAUUUCAAAGUAGUACGUCGAAAGGUUUCAUUAAAAGGUUUAUUUCUCAAUAAAAAUAGCACCAUAUUAUUCUAUAA